GCGGCAAUGUAGACGCAGUAUCCCGAGAUCUGACCGGCACGUUCGUCGUUUGUGCCCAACCUUCAUUUCUAGGAAGCGCAGGGCUCGUCACUGCUGGGAGGGGUCUACCUGGGAGCAGGCUGUGUGUCUUUGAUAUAUAUGGACAAACGUGACACAGUCCGAUGUGAUUUGCCAUCUGCCCUAUUUGAAGGUUUCCUGCUGGCAGGCUGAAAAAGGCAAGGCAGAGUGUGAUUGGUGAUGGAUGGGGGCCAUGAUAUAGCUAAGAGGCUGGGAAGUGAGAGUCUCAGCUCAGUUGCCCUGUGGGCUCGGGUGUGAAGUCGGGGGUCUCGGCUGCAGUCAGGGGAGGGCUGGUCCGUCCUGACGAUGAUGAAGAGCCGCCUGUUCGUCUUCGUCUUCGCUCUCGCUGUCCUGGCGCUGCCCACCUCAGCCGGCCGUGACGUGAGGCUGGUGGGUGGUGCCCACGCCUGUGAGGGCAGGGUGGAGGUCCUGCACGCGGGACAGUGGGGGACAGUGUGUGACGAUGGUUGGGAGCUGAACAACGCCGCCGUGGUGUGCAGGCAGCUGGGCUGCGGAUCCGCCGUGUCGGCACCAGGGGGCGCCCGUUUCGGACCGGGGUCUGGACCGGUGUGGCUGGACGGGGUGUCCUGCGAGGGGACGGAGGUCACACUGAGCCGCUGUGUUUCAGAGGGAUGGAGUAACAUGAACUGCGAUCACAGUGAAGAUGCUGGAGUGAUCUGUUCAGCUGAACAAGGAGUGCGUUUAGCGAGUGGAAUCCAUCUCUGCUUCGGGAGGGUGGAAGUCCUGUCUGAGCAGACCUGGGGCACCGUGUGCGAGACGGACCUGGACUGGCCGGACGCAGAGGUCAUCUGCCGGCAGGAGAGCUGUGGCCGCGCUAAAGAGGUCCUCGGGGGGGCCUAUUUCGGAGAGGGGCGGGGCCUAAUCCGGGCCGAAGUGAGGCGCUGCCGCGGUGACGAGACCCACCUGUCGUUCUGCCCGUUGUCCACCAGGGGGAACCAGAGCUGCACGCACAGAAGUGAUGUGAGCGUGCUCUGUACAGGCUACACGGGGCUCAGGCUGGUGGGCGGCCCGGACCCCUGCUCUGGCCGCGUGGAGCUGCAGUGGCGGGGCGAAGAGUGGGCGGGCGUCUGCGGCCGCCACUGGGACCUGAGAGACGCCAGCGUCCUGUGCCGGCAGCUGGACUGCGGGGUCGCGGUGGCGGCCGCCGGACCGGGAGCGCUCGGCGUGGGGUCCGGCGCGGCGUGGAGAGAUCACUUCGACUGCGAGGGCAGCGAGGAUCGCUUGAUGGCGUGCCGGGGGUUCGCCCUGGGGCAGGGAGAGUGCCCGCCCGGCGCCCGCGCGGAGGUCACCUGCUCCGGGUCGUCGUUCCCGUUGCGGGACGUCCGGCUGUCGGCGGGAGCGAGCCGCUGUGAGGGCCGGGUGGAGGUGCACCACGGCGGGACCUGGGGGAGGGUCGUCCAGGACUCCUGGGGCCCCGGAGAGGCCUCUGUGGUGUGCAGGCAGCUGGGCUGCGGCGCCGCCGUGGACGUCUUCGGCUCCUCUCAGUACGGGACAGGCGAGGGCAGCGUGUGUCUGACCGGCAUCCGGUGCUCCGGGGGAGAGUCUCACCUGGGGAACUGCAGCUCCCCGCGGACACAGCGCUGCAGGACCGAGAGCAGCGUCGCCGUGGUGUGCUCACACCACAGGGCCCUGCGGCUGGCCGGGGGACCAGACGGCUGUGCCGGGAGGCUGGAGGUCUAUCACCGCGGCUCCUGGGGGACGGUCUGCGAUGACUCCUGGGGUAAGGCAACACCCCUCCUGAAGGAAGAGGCUCCAAAUGACUAUGAUGACGUUUUCCCUUCCAGCCAGGGUCCAGAUGUGGUGUCAGGCACUGGCCUCACUGCCCCUGGCGUGGAGAGUGUCCGGACCGCAAUGCUGUGGGACGAAGACAUUCCGGCUCUUGACAGGACGGACUACGACGACGUCGGGGUGCAGGCCUCUGCCAGGGGCCGAGCGCCUCAGGGGUCUCGGCUGCAGUCAGGGGAGGGCUGGUCCGUCCUGACCAUGAUGGAGAGCCGCCUGUUCGUCUUCGCUCUCGCUGUCCUGGCGCUGCCCACCUCAGCCGGCAGUGACGUGAGGCUGGUGGGCAGCACCAGCCCCUGUGCGGGGAGGGUGGAGGUCCUGCACGCGGGACAGUGGGUGACCGUGGACGGGGAGGGCUGGGACGCGAGCGCCUCGGCGGUGGUGUGCAGGCAGCUGGGCUGCGGACCGGCCAUGACGGCGCCUGGCGGGGCGCACUCCGGGAAAGGAUCGGGGAAGGUGUGGCCGAGACGAGCCUCCUGCACCGGGACAGAGGCGGCCCUGAGGGACUGCAGGUUGCAAGAGGUCAAGUACUUCGUCUACAAUCACGAGGCUGACGCUGGAGUGCUCUGUUCAGAUCACCUGGGCGUCAGGCUGCGAGGAGGCGGGGGGCGCUGCUCGGGGAGGGUGGAGAUCCAGCGGGCGGAGACCUGGGGCACCGUGUGCGAUGCUGACUUCGACUGGCCGGAUGCAGAGGUGGUCUGCCGGCAGCUGGACUGCGGGAUCCCCUCGGAGGUGCUGGGGGCAGCUCGUUUCGGCGGGGGGCAGGGCCGGGUCUGGGCGGAGGAGUUUCUGUGCCAGGGAGAUGAACCCCUGCUCUACUCCUGCCCGAAAGCAGCAACUCAGAGCCUGAACUGCAGCCAUGACAACGACGUGGGACUGGUGUGUUCUGGGUACUCGGAUUAUCGGCUGGUGAACGGCAGCGACUCCUGUUCCGGCCGGGUGGAGCUGCAGCUGCGCGGCGACUGGGGCACAGUCUGCGAUCGGCACUGGGGCCUGAGGGACGCCAGCGCCCUCUGCUGGCAGCUGCGCUGCGGGGCGGCCGUCGCGGCCCCGGGAGGAGCCAGCUUUGGAGCGGGCAGUGGCCCGGUGUGGAAAGACCACUUCAACUGCGACGGCAGCGAAGCCCACUUGAGCAAGUGCCCCGUCUUUUCCCUGGGGGAGGGCGCGUGCUCUCACGCCAACGACGCGGGAGCUGUGUGCUCUGGGUCGUCGUUCCCGGUGCGGGACGUCCGGCUGUCGGCGGGAGCGAGCCGCUGUGAGGGCCGGGUGGAGGUGCACCACGGCGGGACCUGGGGGAGGGUCGUCCAGGACUCCUGGGGCCCCGGAGAGGCCUCUGUGGUGUGCAGGCAGCUGGGCUGCGGCGCCGCCGUGGACGUCUUCGGCUCCUCUCAGUACGGGACAGGCGAGGGCAGCGUGUGUCUGACCGGCAUCCGGUGCUCCGGGGGAGAGUCUCACCUGGGGAACUGCAGCUCCCCGCGGACACAGCGCUGCAGGACCGAGAGCAGCGUCGCCGUGGUGUGCUCACACCACAGGGCCCUGCGGCUGGCCGGGGGACCAGACGGCUGUGCCGGGAGGCUGGAGGUCUAUCACCGCGGCUCCUGGGGGACGGUCUGCGAUGACUCCUGGGGCCCGGCGGACUCCCAGGUGGUGUGCAGGCAGCUCCAGUGCGGGACGGCCCUCGGGGACCGGGGGCCGGCCUCCUUCGGACCAGGGACCGGACAGAUCUGGCUGGACGAGGUGGGCUGCACGGGGAACGAGUCGUCUCUGUGGGAGUGUCCCUCGGCGGGCUGGGGACAGCACGACUGCGGACACAAGGAGGACGUGGCGGUCGUGUGCUCAGAGCACAAGCAGCUGAGGCUGUCCGGGGGCUGCUCGGGGCAGGUGGAGCUUUUCUACAAUGGCAGCUGGGGCAGCGUCUGCUUCAAUGAUAUGACCGACCUCGCGGCCACCGUGAUCUGCCACCAGCUGGGCUGUGGAGACGGUGCGGGAAUCAGAGAGACAGCGUCCAGGCUCACGGACGUCCCCCGGUGGCUGGACAGAGUUCAGUGUGAGGUGCAGGAUUUCUCUCUGUGGCAGUGCCGCUCCUCGCCCUGGGACCCUGACCACUGCUGGAGCACCGAAGUGGCUGAGGUCACCUGCUCAGGUCUGCGGCUGGUGGGACCCAGUAACUGCUCUGGACGGGUGGAGGUUCGGUUCGAGGGAUCCUGGGGGACGGUGUGUGACGACUCCUGGGACCUGCAGGACGCCCAGGUGGUCUGCAGACAGCUGGGCUGCGGGGCGGCCGUGAGGGCCGUGGGCGAUGCCUCGUUCGGCAGGGGACACGGCGCCAUCUGGCUGGACGAGGUGAAGUGCGCGGGCGAUGAGCGCCACCUGUGGGACUGCUGCCGCUCUCCCCUGGGACAGAGCGACUGCGCACACAAGGAGGACGCUGGGGUCGUCUGUACAGGACUGAAGGGUGUCGCUGUGAGCACGCCGCAGGCCCAGUCCACAAUCCCCAUGGUUUCCUUCCUGGUGCUGGGGGCUCUGCUCUUCGUGGUGCUGGUCCUGUGCGCCGGGCAGGUGUACCAGAACCGGGAACUGCGGAGAGUCAUCGCAGAGAGAGAUUUGACUGGGUCUCCUGAUGCCGUAUAUGAGGAACUUGACUACAAAUUUGGCAGAGAGGAAGUCCACAGUGACUACAGGAGAGGGAAAUUCCUUCUGGAUGAGCUGGCGUCAGGAUACGAUGAGGUGGGGGACAGCAACAGGGCAGACAGUUUCCAUGCUGAGGAGCCCUUAGGGUAUGAUGAUGUGGAGGACAUUGAGAGCAGCCCCAGCCAAGCUGGUGCAAUGCCGGUUUCCCUGGCGGUCUCUCUGGCGGCUGGCCCUCCCCCGGCCGCGGCAGACUACGAUGACGUCGGUGUCCCGGCCUGCAGGAGAGACCGGGACUGGAGAGACUGACGGCGCAUGAUCGGAGAAUCCCACUGGGUUCUCGGGAAUUGACCACUUGGCAGCUGGAAGCUUUCAUUAAAUCUGAAAACAGUGUUUGCACGGAGGGCGGUGCAGACUCUGCAGUCGCUGUUGUGCAGAAACGAGAAGAGGGAAGAGAAGCCGGUGUCCCAGAAUGUUUAUACCAGUCAUCUUCAUUUAGCCGUUUUGUCUGAUUUUUCUUCCAUGUUUCAGAACCAUAACGGUGUAAAUUUGUGAAAGGACAGGUAUUACAGCGAGCUUGCGCUGUUUCCAUUUUCCCUGAGGAUAAUCCCUCUCGCUCCCAAGUACUCAGAUGUGAACAGUGAGACAAGGUGCACAGGCUGUCAUUUUUAUCCACCUGUACUGCUCUGCUCCACCUCAACUUGCCCCGAUCU
Messenger RNA from Lepisosteus oculatus (spotted gar), 5201 nucleotides. Lineage: Eukaryota; Metazoa; Chordata; Actinopteri; Semionotiformes; Lepisosteidae. The record is from RefSeq and is a predicted model, not a curated record.